Cladophialophora bantiana CBS 173.52 is the source of this 1410-nucleotide messenger RNA. RefSeq lists its product as uncharacterized. Gene Ontology annotation, biological process: transcription by RNA polymerase III. The coding region runs from base 1 to 1410 and encodes 469 amino acids. The record is from RefSeq and is a predicted model, not a curated record. Lineage: Eukaryota; Fungi; Ascomycota; Eurotiomycetes; Chaetothyriales; Herpotrichiellaceae. Gene Ontology annotation, cellular component: RNA polymerase III complex. The transcript is spliced from 2 exons.
AUGGCGCCUCCCAAGAACACCACCACCUCCUCGGGCCCCGGUCCUUCGACGACCGCCCCUGUUCGACAUCCCACUGCUGAUGCUCUUUAUGCCUGGUGCUGUUCCAAAUACGCAUAUGGCUACGUCUUCUCCCAAGCCGAACUGUUGGGUGCCGGCGUCAUCCCCAACCAAGAUCUCCAAAUCCUUCUAUCCUCCGUCGAAUACCUCACCAAAAAUGCGCUCUUCAAAGUGCACGAUAGGGCGGGCGGUGGCAUAGGCUGGGAGUUGGUAGACCCAGAAACAGCAAGAGACUAUUCCAACCUCAGUCGCAAUGAGCAAAUCGUCUUGCAGGUCAUCGACGGCGCAAAGACCUCGGGAAUGUGGACAAAACAGAUCCAGUCCAAGACCGCUCUCCACACUAACAUUGUGGAGAAGGUCUUCAGGGUUCUGGAGGGAAGAGGGCUGAUCAAGCAGAUGAAAAGUGUCACCCAUCCGCAGCGGAAGAUGUACAUCCUGGCCAGCUUGACUCCUUCCGAGGAUGCAACCGGCGGCUCUUGGUUCUCCGAAGGUCGUCUUGAUAUCGGUCUGAUAGAAACCAUCUCCACCGUCAUCGAGCAUUAUGUUUCUACUAAAAGCUGGCAAGAAAUCAAGCCUGAUGAUGUGGAAGAAGGCCCAGGCCAGAAACGCAAGCGUCCUGGUAGCAGCUUUGAAGAGCACGGAGAUGACAGGGCCAAACUGGCCAAGACUGGCGAGGGACAGAACAAUAAAGCCAGGACUUCCAAGCACCAAAUUUCCUCUCAGAAAUCCUACAAACCCUUUGGCCCUGGCUACAAGGCCUAUCCCACCCUUGAAGACAUAACUCGGCAUAUCAUCAACAUCAAAGUCACGGGCUCCAUUCUUCCCCAAAACGCCGUCGCACAACUCCUGCAGGUAAUGGUCUACGAUGAUCGCCUCUUCAAACUCCAUCGUCCCCCCGUUGGCAACGAACUCCCUGACGACCACGUCAACAACACCGUCACCAUGUACCGCUGCUUUAAAACCCCUCAGGACCUAAUAGAAGAGCAUCAGCUUUACAAGCGGAAAGUAAGCGAUCACGACUACGUGAGGAAAGCCGCGUAUCGACAGGAAGAGUUGGAGAGAUUGGGAGUGGGAGGGUCGAGCGAAGUGCCUUGUUUGAGAUGUCCUUCGUUUGACAUCUGCGGCGAUGGUGGACCGGUGAAUGUGGCUACCUGCAAGUAUUUUGAUGAGUGGUAUGAUAAACUUGAAGAAGCGGAUAGGGAGGAGGAAGAGAAAGAGAAGGCGAAAGAGAAGGUCAAGGAUCGAGAUAAGGGGCCAAUGGACAAGGGCAAGGCGAAAGGCAAGGAACACGCGACGGUCAACGGCGAUCGAGGGCCGCGUGUUGACAUUGAGCUGGAGCUGGAGCCUUCGUAG